AUGAAGAAUUUGGAGAUUGUUGCUUCAGAGAUUCCUUUAUUUUUUAUUUAUUUUUUAUUUUAUUUUUCUACUUUUUCUUUUCUUUUCUUUUUCUUUUUCUUCUUUUUCUUUUCUUUUUCUUUUUUCUUUCUUUUUUCUUUCUUUUCUUUUCUUCUUUUUUCUUUUCUUCUUUUUUCUUUUCUUCUUUUUUCUUUUCUUCUUUUUUCUUUUCUUCUUUUUUCUUUUCUUCUUUUUUCUUUUCUUCUUUUUCUUUUCUUCUUUUUUUUUUUCUUCUUUUCUUUUUUUUUUUUCUUUUUUUUUUUUUUUUCUUUUCUUUUUUCUUUUCUUCUUUUUUCUUUUCUUCUUUUUUCUUUUCUUCUUUUUUCUUUACGUUUUGCUUUUCUUUUUUCUUCUAUCAUGAAUGAAACUAACACAGAAAUUACAUGGCCAUCAAAAUUAAAGAUUGGUGCUAAAUCAAAAAAAGAUCCUCAUAUCAAAGUUAUUGGGAUGCCAAAUGAUGUCAAGGCAGCAAAGGAGAAAAUUAUGAGCAUUCUAGAUACUAAGGGCAACCGUGUUACCUUAAAAAUGGAUGUAUCACAUACUGACCACUCACACGUCAUUGGGAAGGGAGGGAACAAUAUUAAAAAAGUGAUGCAGGGGACAGGAUGCCACAUCCACUUUCCCGAUUCUAAUCGAGGUAACAAUGUUCAGGAGAAAAGUAAUCAGGUUUCAAUAGCAGGUCAACCAAGUGGGGUUGACAGUGCAAGAAUACAGAUUAGAGAUCUACUUCCUCUUGUGUUCAUAUUUGAAAUGUCCCUGUCACCCCCUUACCCAGAUCCAUCUUCAUCUCACUUGUUACAUCUACAGCAGUUGUAUAAUGUGACCAUCACCUUUAAACAGAAACCACGCACAUACUUGACCAUUAUCACUGUCCGAGGGUCAGUCUACAAUGCUAAAAUGGUAAAGGAGGCUACAGCCCGACUUAUGGAGCAUCUUAUGAACAGUGUUGGGGUGAGCCUACCUGUAAGUAUGCAAUUAGAAAUUGCUCCCCAACACCAUUUAUUUAUGAUUGGCCGAGGUGAUAUGAAUAUCAAACAAAUAAUGCAGAGGACAGGAGCCAGUGUCUAUUUCCCGGAACCAAACAAUGUCAACCCACUUCGGAAAGGGACAGUCUACAUUACUGGUCCCAUUGAGAGUGUCUAUCAAGCUCGACAGCAUCUUAUUGGAUGUUUACCUUUGGUAUUAAUGUUUGACAUUAAGGAAGACAUUGAGAUUGAACCUGCUUAUAUCAGUCAAUUAAUGGAACAAUUGGAUGUGUUCAUCAGCAUCAAAUCAAAACCCAAACAACCAAGCAAAUCGGUCAUUGUGAAAAGUGUGGAGCGGAAUGCUACCAAUAUGUAUGCUGCUCGUAUUCAGCUGCUUGGCCUUGACAAAGAAUUAAGUCAAGUGUCUCCCAGCAGUCCAGGAACAAAUGGCAGUAUAUCUGCUACCACAACAUCUACCAACAUGCUUGGAUUGUCUUCUCUUGGUAUUUUGAAUCCAAAUAUUCUUACUGUCAACACAACCAACCCUUUGAUGGUUAAUGGUCAUCAUAAUCUACCAUCAAUGGUUAGCCCUGCCAACAGUCCCAAUCAUGCUUGCCCUUCUAGUCAAUGGGUACCACCUCCUCCAGGUGUGUAUGCACAUCCUGUGAUGAUGAUGAACCCAACAACACCCACUUCCCUCACCUCAGCUUUGGACAUUUUCUCCCAGUGCAAUGGACUGCAGAAAGGAUUCAAUCAAAAUAACCGAGCACCCUUCACCAGUAUCCCGGCCACAACACCAAACACAGAACAAGGUUUACGAAACCCAAGGGAAAAUUCUUCACCAAAUGCAAUACAGAGUCAUUGUGAUAUUCCAGUCGAUUUUCAAUAUUCCAGUAAAUUCAACGACAUAUUCAACAACGAUCUAACCUUGGGUUUACUUGACCUUGGGAAACCCUGUACUUCGGUUUCUAAACUUCAGUCAAAUGUUCUGGAUGGGGAUUUGGCGUCUUCUCUUCACAGUGAGCGUUCCACCGAAUCUGGGAAUGAUUCUGAAGGAUCAAAUAAACGUGCACCUGGCAGUGAGAGAAAAAAAGGUGCUGGUAAUAGCAACAACAGUAGUAACAACAACAAUUUCUUCCCCAACAACAAUCUUCAGCAAUCAACUGACGUGGACUAUGAGCGGAGGAAACUGCUUGCUACCAAAGCCAUGCAAAAGAAACCAGUUGGGGAAUCUCGAGUUCCCACCAACACUUGGUCAGGAAUGGGAUUCUCAAAAUCAAUGCCCGAGUCAGCAAUCCGGAAUCGUCUUGGACAGAACAUAUCGAACCGCUCAUCUAGUUAUAAUGAAUACAACCUUAUAAUGCCAUAUGAGCAGCCGAAUGUGUCAGACUUUCCAGACAUUAACCGGGACCUCUGGAAAGACUCUAAACCCCUCAAUGCUCCAGUGCCUUCACCGUCUCCCAUGUGGGAAUAUUCAAGUGCACGCAAACGAUUUGAGUUUGGCUUAAGCAACAGCAACCAUGCAGACAGUGCCACUCUUCCUACAAAGACUCUGGUCUGGUCUUCGGAGACGGACCUGGCUGAAUUAUUUAGUAAACUUGGGCUUGGCAAAUAUACAGAUGUCUUCCAGCAACAAGAGAUUGACCUUCCCACCUUCAUGACGAUGAAUGACAAUGACUUGCGAAUGUUAGGAAUCUCAACAUUUGGCGCACGCAGAAAAAUGUUGCUAGCAAUUGCAGACCUAAAUCACCAAAAAUCCCAACCCACCACCACCACGACAACAGCAACAACGGCGGCAACAACAGCAACCAUUACUACGAACAACUCGUUUCCGGCAAACGAGGCUACAUCAUGGAUGGACAAUCCUCGGGUGGACAUGGGAAGUUUAAGUGGACGAUGGUAG
Acanthosepion pharaonis is the source of this 2907-nucleotide messenger RNA. The record is from the annotation of a GenBank genome assembly. NCBI's taxonomy places the organism in Eukaryota, Metazoa, Mollusca, Cephalopoda, Sepiida, Sepiidae.